Didymodactylos carnosus is the source of this 4056-nucleotide messenger RNA. Lineage: Eukaryota; Metazoa; Rotifera; Eurotatoria; Philodinida; Philodinidae. The record is from the annotation of a GenBank genome assembly.
AUGUCGUUAGAGGAAGUUUGUAAUUAUUUAACAUUUUUUAUCAAUGGCGAAAAAGUUAUUGAACACAAUGCAGAACCAGAGUGGACGUUACUUUGGUAUUUAAGAAAUAAGCGUGGUUUAACGGGUUCCAAAUUGGGAUGUGGCGAAGGUGGUUGUGGGGCGUGUACAGUGAUGGUGUCGGAUUAUGAUCACCGUUUAUCAAAAGUUAUUCACCGUGCCAUCAAUGCUUGUCUCGCUCCUAUAUGUUCAAUGGAUGGAUUUCAUAUUAUUACUGUUGAAGGUAUUGGAAACACAAAACAAGGUAUACAUCCUAUACAAGAACGAAUUGCCGAAUUUUAUGGCUCACAAUGUGGAUUUUGUACACCGGGUAUCGUUAUGUCAUUAUAUGGUACAUUGAAUAAUAUUGAAGCACCCACAGAAAAAGAUAUUGAAGAUUCAUUUGAUGGAAAUUUAUGUCGUUGUACGGGAUAUCGACCAAUAUUAGAUGCAGCUAAAACCUUUGCAUGUAAUACAACGAAAAAGAGCGAAUGUGAAGGACAACAAGAAAGAUGUUCAAAUGAUAUUUUAAUAAGUACAACAGAUGAUAAACUCAAGCCGUAUCAAAAUGAACAAAAUAAAAAAUGUCCAACAUUAGAAUUUCCACCGUUACUCUUCCACUUCAAACCACAAUAUCUACAUAUAAGAGGCAUGAUUCGUAAACGUGAAUCAGUGGAAUGGUACCGUCCCGUUACAUUGACUGAACUACUGAAAUUAAAACAUUUAUAUCCUACAUCAAAAUUAAUUUUGGGUAAUUCAGAAAUUCAAAUCGAAACAAAAUUUAAAAAUUUCCAUUAUCCAAUUAUGGUUGGUAUAACACAUAUCGACGAGUUGAAUGCGAUUAAUCGAGAUGACGAUGGAAUGAUUCUUGGAGCUGCUGUUACUCUGACCAGAUUGAAAGAACAUUUAGAACAAUGGAUGCAACAAGUUGAGCCAUAUCAGCGAGCAAUAUGUCAUGCUAUAUUAAAUCAACUCAAAUAUUUUGCAUCUCAACAAAUUAGAAAUGUCGCUUGUCUUGGAGGUAAUAUUGUCAAUGCAUCUCCCAUAUCCGAUUUAAAUCCUGUAUUGCAAGCAUGUGGUGCUCAGUUGAAGUUACAGAAACAUGGUCGAGACGAAACUCGUUUUGUAUCUGUUUGCGAUUUUUUUCUAAGUUAUCGUAAAGUUGACAUUCAACCUGAAGAAGUUCUUGUAUCCAUACAUAUUCCAUUUACAUCGAAAGAUGAGUAUAUUCAUUCUUAUAAACAGGCGCGGCGGCGAGACGACGAUAUUGGCAUAGUGAGUGCUGGAUUUCGCGUGAAAGUAAGUAAGGUGAAUGUACAAGUGAAUGGUUAUGAACCGGAGAUGAGAUGGAGCGUGGAGGAAGCACAUUUGUCACUCGGUGGAAUGGCACCAAUAACAGUUAUGGCAAGAAAAACUGAACAAUUUUUAAAGGGACAAAUAUGGUCGAAAGAAACAAUGAAGAAAGCAAUCAAAUAUUUGUUGGAGGAAUUACCUCUAACUGAGUUAACACCAGGAGGACAACCUGAAUAUCGUCGUACAUUGGUCACUUCAUUUUGGUUUAAAUUCUACUUGUAUGUAUGUAAACAAUUACGCAAAUAUUAUCCUGAACAAAGUGAAGCCACUGUAGAACAAGUUCCAUCAUCACAUUAUUCAGCCACAAAACACUAUCAGCGUAAAAUAUCACAUGGUCAGCAAGAACAUCAGUUGAAACCACAUACAAACAAAGUCGUCGGUUCAUCCGUCUUACAUCGUAGUGCCUACUUGCAAGUGACAGGCGAAGCCAAAUACACCGAUGAUAUGCCCAUGUUACCGGGUUGUCUUUAUUCAGCCCUCGUGUUAAGUACUCAAGCACAUGCUAAAAUUAUUGAAAUUGAUAAAACACAAGCAGAACACGUGCCAGGUUUUGUGGGAUAUUUCGGUCAUCAAGAUGUGCCUGGAAAUAACGAGACAGGUGAUAUAGUUCAUGAUGAAGAAGUAUUUGUUUCGUCUAUUGUGGAAUGUGUGGGCCAGAUAAUUGGUAUUUGUGUGGCUGAUACCGAAUCGCAUGCACAACAAGCAGCUAAAUUAAUUGCCAUUAAAUAUGAGAACUUAUUCCCACAAAUAUUUACUAUUGAUCAAGCUAUUGAACAUAACAAGUAUCUAGGAUCUGAGAGAUAUUUAGAAAUGGGCAAUUUGGAACAAGGCAUGCAAGAAUCGGACCACAUUAUCGAAAGCCAGUUCUACAUGGGAGGACAAGAACAUUUUUAUUUAGAAACAAAUUGUUGUUUAGCCGUGCCUCUUGAAGAGGAAGAAAUGCAAUUAUGGUCAUCUACACAAAAUCCAAGUAAAACACAAGAUUUAACAGCGCAAGCACUCGGUAUACCAAGUAAUAAAGUUGUGUGUCAUGUUAAACGUAUGGGCGGUGGAUUUGGAGGAAAAGAAACACGUACCAUACCGCCAUGUAUUGCUGUUGCUGUAGCUGCAUUUAAACUUCAACGACCUAUCCGGUUGAAUAUUGAACGUGAUUAUGAUAUGGCUAUUACCGGACAGCGUCAUGCAUUCAAAGGUGCCUAUAAAGUGGGUUUUACUUCAAAAGGGAUGUUAAAAGCUAUGGAGCUUCAUUUAUACGCUAAUGCUGGAUGGUCACAUGAUUUGUCGUUCCCAGUGUUGGAACGCGCUCUAUUUCAUUGUGAUAAUACAUACAACUUCAAGAACAUGAAAGUUUAUGGACGAUUGUGUAAAACAAAUUUACCAUCAAUGACCGCAUUCAGAGGUUUCGGAGGACCGCAAGGGCUAAUGACGUGUGAAAUAGUGAUAGAUCACAUUGCGAAGUAUUUAAAACUGGAGCCAUCAUUAAUUCGUCGCCAAAAUAUGUAUAGAGAAGGGGACAUGACACAUUUUAAACAAAACUUGACUAGUUGGCAUAUACCUGAAAUGUGGGAUGAAUUAAUUGUAUCAUCGGAGUAUGAGCAACGAUUAGAGCAAGUAAGACAGUUCAAUGUCGAACAUCGUUAUAGAAAACGAGGCAUAUCUAUUAUACCAACUAAAUUUGGUAUCGCCUUUACAGCAAAAUUUUUGAAUCAGGCUGGUGCAUUGAUACACAUUUAUAAAGAUGGCAGCAUACUGUUAACACAUGGAGGGACUGAAAUGGGUCAAGGACUACAUACAAAAAUGAUUCAGAUCUGUUCAGAAUUAUUGGGUGUUGACAUCAGUUUAGUUCGCAUUAGUGAAACAUCCACCGAUAAAGUACCCAAUACCUCGCCCACCGCUGCUUCAGCCGCGUCGGAUUUAAAUGGAAUGGCGAUUAAAAUUGCCUGUCAACAACUGAAUGAACGUUUGGAACCAAUCCGUCGUGAAUCACCAGAUUUUACAUGGUUUCAGCUGAUUAGCAAAGCGUAUUAUGAACGUAUAAAUUUGUCAGCACAAGGCUUCUAUGCUACACCCAAUGUUGGCGGGGAUAUAUUGAACAAUCGAGCACAUUUCAAUUAUUUUACUCAGGGAUGUGGCUGUUCAGAGGUGGAAAUUGAUACUCUAACAGGAGAUUCUCAUGUAAUCAGAACAGAUAUAUUAAUGGAUUUAGGUAAUUCGAUCAAUCCUUACAUUGAUAUUGGCCAGAUUGAAGGUGCUUUUGUUCAAGGAUUAGGCUUGAUGACCAUGGAGGAAUUGAUUUGGGGCGAUGAGCAGCAUAAAUGGUUAAAACCGGGCUAUUUAUUCACGCGAGGACCAGGCACUUAUAAAAUUCCGUCAUUCAAUGAUGUACCGAUAGAUUUUAGAGUAUCUCUAUUUAAAAAUGCUCCAAAUCCAUUGGCUAUUUUCUCUUCAAAAGCUGUUGGUGAACCUCCUCUAUUUCUCUCCUCGUCAGUCUUCUUUGCUAUUAAACAAGCAUGUGAAUCAUAUCGACAAGAAAAUGGCAUACAAGAAUUUCUUAAAUUAAAUUCACCUGCAACAAGUGAACGAAUAAGAAUGGCAUGUAGCGAUGAGUUUACAAAAGAAACAGUGGGCGAGAAGCAUGCAGAAUUUCAAGCACAAGGAAGUUUUUAA